AUGGGCGACGGUCCCGCAUGGGCGUCGGCGGGCGAGGGCAGCUGGGACUGCCUGAGCGCGGGCGACGCCUGCUCCGGGGACGAGGCCUGCAGCCCACGCCUGCGCACCCUGCGCCAGUGCGUGGCCGGCGACGGCAGCGUCAAGCUGGGCCCCGGCGCCCGCAACCAGUGCGAAACGGCCAUGACGGCGCUCAUGGCCACGCCGCUGCGAGGCUGCCGCUGUAAGCGCGGCAUGAAGAAGGAGAAGAACUGCCUCAGCAUCUACUGGAGCCUGCAGCAGGCCAUACUGCACGGCCUGAGACUGGUGGAGGACUUCCCAUACGAACCCGAGGAGAGGGGCUCCGACUACGUGCGCUUGGCCUCCAUUGCCGCCGAGUCGGAAGUGACGACGGUCAACCGCUGCUUGGACGCCGCCAAGGCCUGCAACAUUGACGAGACGUGCCAGAAGCUGCGCACCGAGUACGUGUCGUCCUGCAUCCAGCCAUCGGCCCGCUCGGGCCCGUGCAACCGGCCCAAAUGCAACAAGGCUCUGCGCAAGUUCUUUGACCGCGUGCCAGCCGACUACACGCACGAGCUGCUCUUCUGCCCGUGCACCGACACAGCCUGCGCCGAGCGCCGCCGCCAGACCGUGGUGCCCGGCUGCUCCUAUGAGGACAAGGACAAGCCCGGCUGCCUGGCCCAGCUCAGGCUCUGCAAAGCUGACUACGUCUGCAGGUCCCGCUGGGCUCAGUUCCAGUACGACUGCCAGCCCUGGCACGGCAGCUCCAGCGGGUGCAAGCAGGAGAACCACGCGGCGUGUCUGCUGGCCUACACCGGCCUCAUUGGCAGCACCAUUACUCCCAACUACCUUGACAACUCCACCUCCAACGUGGGACCUUGGUGCUCCUGCAGUACCGGCGGCCACCAGCGGGAGCAGUGUGUUGGAUUCCUGGCCUUCUUCCACGACAAUAUCUGCCUCAAGAAGGCUAUGUUGGCUUUUGGCAACAGCUCGGACGUGAAAACGGGCGGCAUCGCCCCAAGCCCGGCUGCCGAUAGUACAAACGCUCCCCGGGCCACCGCCGUUCCGGAUGUCUCCAUGGAAACUGCUCUGAGAGCACAUAUUCCCACUCAGGUCAACGGCAAUGAGCGCUUUUGGGGCGACUCGAGCGAUUCGACGCUGGUGUCGCCCGACCUGUCAGAGCGCGGCGGGGCGGCGGCCCGCCCUCUCCUACCAGCGCUCCCACUAGCCCUCUGCUGGCUUCUGAUGACGCCGCUUCUCCUCCACCACCAUUAAAGAGCGGUGCAUCGCCUCGCCGCCAGCCAAUGCUGACUUUGCACUUUUUGCCCACGACCAGGAAGUGCACCACAACAUUUCCCGCUUUACCAUGUGACACACGGAAGAGGACGGUUAAUGAAAAAACACUUUUAUCAGAAACAAAUUAUUUUUGUUGUCGUCGUGGAAAGAUGAUUGACAAUGGUUAGCGCCUGUCGCUAAAGAGCUCACGUUACAUGUCGUCGUUAUUGUCAUGUUGCGGAAAAAAAACAAAAAACUAAGCGCAACCUUUUGUGGACACUUUUUAAUGGACAAAAAAUGACAAGAAUUUGUGUUUGUGUGGCUGCUAUGGAUAUUUUCUGUGUUCUUGGCGUGCUCAGCCAUCCUUCCUUCUCAUGUUAAAAAAAAAAAACAUUUUUCUGAGGGCAUCUUGGUCCAAAAAGCACAACAGCGCUUCAGGUUGCAAAAUAGCAGGAAUUGUUUAAAUGGAAACUUUCCAUGGGAAUUAAAUGAGAAUUGACAAAAUUGAAAAUCUCAACUAAACGCAACCAGAUUUCACACAAACAAUGUCACUGUGAAGUAUUUAAUAUUUAUAAGUCAAUGGCCUUAGUUUGGGCCAUUUUUUUGCUUUGUGUUGCAACGCACAAUUUGUGCAGUGAUCUUAAGUAAUAAAUAAAUAAAUAAAUAAUGGCACAAUCAAGGUCCUGUGAUGCUCUUGCAUGUUGGCAAAGAGAGCAAUCUAUUUUGCAUGGAAAACUAAAUGUAUGUAUUUAUUGUAUGCCUUAUUUAAGACAUCUUUCCAUAAAACUGUCUUUAAUUCCUACUUAAUUCCCAUUGAAAAUUUCCAAUUUGGAAGAUUUAAAAAAUUACCCAGCUAAAAUUCACAUGAAAAUUUAUUGCAAACUUUUUGGAAAUUUUAUUAGUAUAAGUUUCCACCCCUUUGCAAUCCAGAAAGAGUUCUGCCGCUUUCCAAGAGCACACUGAGAAGGGGGGGGGAAAAAAAAAAAGAACAAACUCGUUCGUUAGCUUGUUAGCGUCACAAAAUGGCCACGCUGAAGCUGGAACAAAAGACUAUGUUGGCUGUCACAUGAGAUUUUGGUUUUGGGAUAUUCAAACAAAUGUUGCUGCUGGUUUGAAAAAGAUUUAGGUUGCCACGACAACCCCGAGGUGAUUGACAGCAGAUCAAAAGCAACGUGAAGACUCUCACUCUUGUGUUGUUCAACACUUUCACUCAAUAAAAGUCAAACAGA
This is a messenger RNA of Syngnathus typhle (broad-nosed pipefish), 2501 nucleotides long. It is a transcript of the gene gfra4a, whose product is annotated as GDNF family receptor alpha 4a. Gene Ontology annotation, biological process: nervous system development. Gene Ontology annotation, molecular function: signaling receptor activity. The transcript is spliced from 8 exons. Gene Ontology annotation, cellular component: external side of plasma membrane; signaling receptor complex. The coding region runs from base 1 to 1272 and encodes 423 amino acids. The record is from RefSeq and is a predicted model, not a curated record. Lineage: Eukaryota; Metazoa; Chordata; Actinopteri; Syngnathiformes; Syngnathidae.